AUGUCACCAACCAGAGCGAGAGUUGGCAAUAACGCACCCAAAAAGUUUGUUGUCGACCACCGAAAAACAGACCGAGCUAGAAAGUUUAAGAAAAUAAUACAAAAAGGGAACACUCAAUACUUUGUGCAGGACUUUACAGAGGAGAUGGAAAAAAUCAAAGAAGCAGCUCUUGACAUUACACUCUAUUUCUUAAAAGAUAUGAAAGAAGAUACAGUUGCUAAUACUCUACAAGAUGAACUGGUCCUCAUUUAUCAGAGAAAGCUCAAAUUCAACCUGAAGAAGAAGCAUCAGUCUGUAUCUGAAGGAAUUGCAAGGCAAGGUGACUCCAAGCUUUUGAAUGACGUCUACACGGAUCUCUAUAUGACUCAGUGUGCCAGCAAACAAGUCAAUACUGAACAUGAGGUCAGACAGAUUCAGGCUGCUGCUCGGCGACAUGAAACACAAGAGAGAGACAUUGAGUGCAAAGAUUUGUUUGAAGCUCCUGAUCAAGAAAAGCAGAUCAGAACUGUACUGACAAAAGGAGUGGCUGGCAUCGGGAAAUCAGUCUCUGUGCAAAAGUUUAUUAUAGACUGGUCUGAAGGCAAUGAAAAUCAAGAUAUCAGUUUUAUAUUUCUUCUUGCAUUUCGAGAAAUGAACGUAAAGGAGAAGGAUAAACAAAGCUUAAUGAGUCUUAUAUGUCAGUUUUUCCCAGAGAUAAAAGGACUGAAUCUCACAAGAAGUGACAAAUUUAAAAUCUUGUUCAUCCUUGAUGGAUUGGAUGAAUGUCGUCUUCCUCUGAACUUUGAUGGUAAUGAGAUGUGGCGUGAUGUUUCAUCACCAGCCUCUCUAGAUGUUCUCCUGACGAACCUCAUCAAGGGAAAUCUGCUUCCUUCUGCUCUCAUCUGGAUUACCAGCAGACCAGCAGCUGCCAUUAGGAUCCCCCCUGAAUUUGUUGACCGAGUGACAGAAAUACAAGGAUUUAACGAUGCACAAAAGAAGGAGAAUUACUUCAGAAAACGAUUCACAGAUGAGAAUUUGGCCAAUGAAAUCAUUGCUCAUGUUAAACAAUCCAAGAGUCUCUUUAUCAUGUGCUACAUCCCAGUCUUCUGCUGGAUUUCAGCCACUGUUCUCCAGAACAUUUUACAGGAGAAGAAAAAUAAUGAUGUGAAACACAAUCAGGCUGAUGAGGCAUCCAAAACACUCCAGGAAUCAAACCCUGAAGACACUCCCAAGACUCUGACACAAAUGUACACACACUUUCUGCGCUUUCAGAUUCUGCACAGCAGACGAAAGUAUGAAGGAAAAUACACACCAGAUGUUUCCUGGAAUACAGAAGCCAUGCUAUCACUGGAACUGGCAUUUCAUCAUCUGGAGAGAAACAAACUGCUCUUCUAUGAAAAGGACCUGGAAGACUGUGGAAUUGAUGUAUCUGAAGCGUCAGUGUUCUCCGGCAUGUGUACCCAGAUCUUUAAGGAGAAAACCGGGAUCAUUCUUGGAACAACAUUUUGCUUUGUUCACUUGAGCAUUCAAGAGUUUAUCGCAGCUCUUUAUGCACAACUGUUUCUAGACAACAAGAAGAAAAAUGUGUUCAUGGAUGAGUCUACAGAGCUGGAAAACAGAAAUGAGUCCAUGAUUGAUUUGCUGAAGACUGCAGUGGACAAGGCACUUGAGAGUGACACUGGACAUCUGGACCUUUUCGUUCGCUUCCUUCUUGGUAUGUCACUCAAAAAUAAUCGACCACUCUUUCAUGGCCUGUUGACAGAAAAAAAACAUGACCAGAGCACAGAAAUAGUCGAAUACAUCAAGAAGAAAUUAGAAGACAAAUUAUCUCCAGAGAGAUCCAUCAAUCUGUUCUACUGUCUGAAUGAACUGAAUGACACAACUCUGGUGAAAGCGAUUCAGACUCAGUUAAGCCAAGGAAGUCUCUCCUCUAAUGAUCUUUCACCUGCCCAGUGGUCUGCUGUGGCCUUUGUGUUGUUGACUUCAGAUGAGGAGAUGGAGGAGUUUGAGCUUCAGAAAUUCAAGAAAUCAGACGAGUGUCUCUUUAGACUGCUGGAAGUGGUCAAAACUCUAAAAGAGCUUUGUAAAAGAAGACUGCUGAAUAAUUGUGAGCUGACAGAGAAAAGCUGUUCAGUUCUAGCCACUGUUCUUUCAUCCAAAACCAUCCUGAAAGAGAUGAACCUGAACAACAGUCGUCUGCUGGACUCAGGAGUCAGAGAGAUCUGUGAGGGACUGAAGAAUCCUGUGUGUGAGCUAAAGAUCCUCAAACUUUCAGACUGCAGUAUCAGUGAAGAAGGUUAUAAAGCUCUGGCUUCAGCUCUGAGAUCAAACCCUUCACACCUUAUAGAGCUGGAUCUCAGAGGAAAUGAUCCUGGACAAUCAGGAGUGAAGGAGCUCAAUGAUUUACUGCUGGAUACAAAGUGUAAAGUAAAACUGAGGUUUUUGAGUCCUGCUGCUGAUGAAUUCUGUCAGUUUGUGACUGGAAUUGUUGGUAAAAACCCAUUACUCCUGAAAGAACUGAAUCUGAGUGAUCGUCAACUAGGAGACAAACGAGUGAAUCAACUCUCUGAUCUACUGCAGGAUAAACACUGUCAGAUCAACACACUCAUGCUGAAUAAUAACAGGAUUACAGCAGAAGGUUGUGCUGCUUUGAUGUCAGCCUUUAAUUCAAACCCUUCACACUUGAAAGAGCUGAAUCUAAGUGGGAAUAGACUUGGAGACUCUGGAGUAGAGAAGAUCUGUCCACUGUUAAAAAAUCCACAGUGUAGACUGGAGAAACUGAGUCUUUCCGACUGCAAUAUCACUGGAAAAACCUAUGAAACUUUGACUUCAGUUCUGAGAUCAAACUUGUAUCUAAAAGAGCUGGAUCUCAGAGGAAAUGAUCCUGGAGAAUCAGGAAUGAAGAAGAUCGUCAAUUUGCUGAAGGAGGGAUUGUGUAAAUUACAGAACAUCCGGUUUCUGAAGAGUUCUGCUGCAGAGGACGCCUGUCAAUAUCUCACUAAAGUUCUGGGCAUAAAUCCAUUAUUACUGACAGAACUGGAUCUGAAUGAAGAUAAAUUAAAAGAUCUGGAUGGAAAGAAGCUCUCUGCCUUUUUGAUGGACUCCCACAGUAAAGUGGAGAAAAUUAAGCUGAAUAAUUGUGAAAAGCUGACAGAGAAAAGCUGUUCAGUUCUAGCUACUGUUCUCUCCUCCAAAACCAUCCUGAAAGAGAUGGACCUGAACAACAGUCGUCUGCUGGACUCAGGAGUCAGAAAGAUCUGUGAGGGAUUGAAGAAUCCUGUCUGUGAGCUGGAGAUACUCAGACUGUCAUACUGUAGUAUCACAGAAGGAGGUUAUAAAGCUCUGGCUUCAGCUCUGAGAUCAAACCCUUCACACCUGAUAGAGCUGGAGCUCAGAGGAAAUGAUCCUGGACAAUCAGGAGUGAAGGAGCUCACUGAUUUACAAAAGGGUCCGUGGUAUAAAAAAGCAUCAUUGAAAACACUGAGGUUUUUGAGUCCUGCUGCUGAUGAAGCCUGUCAGUUUGUUUCUGGAAUUGUGAGAGAAAACCCGUUACUCUUGAAAGAACUGAAUCUGAGUGAUCGUCAUCUAGGAGACACACGAAUGAAUCAACUUGCUGUCCUACUGCAGGACAAACACUGUCAACUCAAAAAACUUGAGCUACGUGGUUGUGAUCUAACAGAGGAGAGCUGUUCAGCUCUUGCUACUGUCUUGAAAUCAAACUCGAGUCUGAAAGAGCUUGACAUGAGCAACAAUAAUCUGCAGGAUUCAGGAAUAAAGAAACUCCAAAGCGGAUUGGAAAACACAAACUGCACUCUGGAGAAUCUCAGGUUAAAUGGUUGUAAGUUAACAGACGCAAGCUGUUCAGCUCUGGCAACAAUUCUGGGAUCAGAAAACAAUCUGAUAGAGCUUGACAUGAGCAACAAUAAUCUACAGGAUUCAGGAGUGAAGCAGCUCUCUGAUGGACUGAAGAAUGCAAAUUGUAAUUUGGAGAUACUGAAUCUUUCAGAUUGCGGUAUCACAGAAGGAGGUUAUAAAGCUCUGGCUUCAGCUCUGAGAUCAAACCCUUCACACCUGAUAGAGCUGGAUCUCAGAGGAAAUGAUCCUGGACAAUCCGGAGUGGAGGAGCUCAGAAAUUUAAUAGGUCGAUGCUAUAAACUGAAGACACUAAGGUUUCUUAGUUCUGCUGUAGAGGAAGUCUAUAGAUAUUUGUCUGAUGUUCUCACUGGGGACCCGUUAAUCCUGAAAGAACUGAAUCUGGGUGAACGUAAAAUAGGAGACAAUAAAGUGAGUUAUCUUGCUACUCUACUGCAGGAUAAACACUGUCAGAUCAACACACUGGUGCUGAAUAAUAACAGUAUUACAGAAAAGGGUUGUGCUAAUCUGACUUCAGCAUUUAAAUCAAACCCAUCACACCUGAGAGAACUGAACCUCAGUGAUAAUAAACUAGGAGAUUCUGGAGUGAAAAACCUCAGGGAUUUACUGAUGAAUCCACAAUUCAAGCUGGAAAAACUACAUCUGUAUAAUUGCAGUAUUACAGAAGAACAGUGUAUGAUCCUGACUUCAGCUCUGAAAUCAAACCCAUCACACCUGAGAGAACUGAACCUCAGUAGGAAUAAAAUAAAAAAUGGAGGAGUAAAUCACUUAUGUGAUGUACUGAUGGAUUCACACUGUAAACUGAAGACACUGAGAUUGGAAGCCUGUUCUCUGACAGAUGAAGGUUGUUCUGCUGUGACUUCAGCGCUGACAUCAAACCUAUCACACCUGAGAGAACUGGGACUGAGUGUGAAUGAAAUGGGAGACUCUGGAGUGAAAAACUGUAGCGAUUUACUGAUGAAGCCACAAUGCAAUCUGGAGAAACUACAUCUGUGUAAAUGCAGUAUUACAGAGGAACAGUGUGAGAUGCUAACUUCAGCUCUGAAAUCAAACCCAUCACACCUGAGAGAACUGGACCUCAGUGGAAAUCAAAUAAAAAACAAAGGAGUGAAUCUCUUAUGUGAAGUACUGAAGGAUUCACAUUGUAAACUGGAGAGAUUGGGUCUAAAUGAAUGUGGCAUCACAGAUGUUUCCACUUUUACUCGCAAUUUAAUGAACACAGAAGCACUGAAAGAGCUUGAUCUGAGCAACAAUAAAAUAGGAAAAUCAAAGAAGAAACUGAUUGAUGCGCUACAAUACUCAAACUGUAAACUGAGUCUAGACAGCAAAAGCGUGAUGGAACGUUUUAGCUCAUGGGUUACAUCCUGGUUCUAAACCUGAAAAGAAACCUGUGAACCCGUCAUCAUCAGGUGACAUGGAGGAUGAAGAAUGGUCUGCUCAGAGCUCAGAUGUGUCCUUUCUGCAGACAUCUGACUCUGAAGUAUAAAGCCCUGAUGAAAGUAAUUUGCCUGUCAAAGAAUAUGUGUGAAGUGUAUUCCUUAAAUAAGUUAUACUCAAUAUGACACUUCUGUUUUACAUUAUAUCUCCCUUACAUUGAAUAUACAAACUAUAUGUAUUUACUUUUAAACCUUAAUAGUUGUCAUGAAUGAACUAAUCAAAUUGCCUUUAAUCUUUGUAUGUGUUAGGUUGCUGUACUACAAAUUCAUCCUGUUUCAGGACGUUUUAGUCCAAAAACAGUUACUGAAAUGAAGCUUCCAAAAUGACUAAUGACAGAUUUAGUCACACUGUUAUGUAAUGACUAAUGACCGCCAGACUUACAGAAAAUCUUGAAUUUAACAAGUUUAGUGCUUUAAGCCAAAACAAAAAAAUAACUCACACUGUUUUUAUAUUCUUUAUCAUAUUGUUUUUGAGUGAUUUUUGAUUGUAUGAUGUGCCAUGAUGCUCCUGCCCUAAUUUAAUUGCCCCUUAGGGGAUUAAUAAAGUUGUUAAACUAUAACAAUGUCACACUCAAAAAUUCAUUAUAGCAAACAGUAUUUUGAAUAUGCACUUUUUAGAUAUAAAUGUACAGAAGCUGUCACAGGAGUGAUACAUUUUCAAAAGUACAUGUUUAGGACUUUUUUUGCACCUUUAUAUUUGAGAGUAUAAAAAUAUGUUCUCAAUAUGAACGUUUAUCAGUUAUGAAAACAGAUAAGCGUAGCACUUCUUACUCAUUACUUUAGGAUUUGACAACAUGUGAACAAAUUGUGAAACAUGGAAACGCUAUUUUUAAGAUACUUUUCUUAUUGCUUUUCUGAACAGUAUCUCAU
Molecule: messenger RNA, 6158 nt
Organism: Danio aesculapii
Lineage: Eukaryota; Metazoa; Chordata; Actinopteri; Cypriniformes; Danionidae
Product: NLR family CARD domain-containing protein 3-like
Molecular function (GO): protein binding
Source: RefSeq, a predicted model, not a curated record